Molecule: messenger RNA, 822 nt
Organism: Cornus florida
Lineage: Eukaryota; Viridiplantae; Streptophyta; Magnoliopsida; Cornales; Cornaceae
Product: pentatricopeptide repeat-containing protein At1g62914, mitochondrial-like
Exons: 1
Coding region: 1-822 (273 amino acids)
Molecular function (GO): protein binding
Source: RefSeq, a predicted model, not a curated record
AUGAAGAGAAUAUACUUCCCAAAAGGUACUCGUCUUCCUACUGCUACUAUUAUUCUCUCUCUAAACCCUACCCCAUUAUCAGAUGUUCAUAAUAUACUUUCAUUUCACUCUCAUUUUGCCACUUCAAUUCGCAAAUCACUUUCUGAGAAACCAAGAAUUGGGUUUUCAAAGACUUAUAAUGUUAAUCAUAAUAAGCUCAAAGAUGCUCUAAAUUCAUUCAAUCGGAUGGUCCGAACGCGACCUCUGCCUUUUAUUAUUGAAUUUAAUCAGUUGCUAGGUUUUAUUACCAUAAUGAAACAUUACUCAAUUGUUGUUUCUCUCUAUAAAGAAAUGCGUGUGUUGUGUAUAUCUAUUGAUGAUUACACCAUGACCAUCGUAAUCAACUGUUAUUGCCACCUAAAUCGAGUGGACUUUGGGUUUGCUACUUUAGGGGACCUAUUCAAACGUGGUCAUGUACCAAAUGUGACUACAUUCACCACUCUGAUAAAAGGGCUUUUCUUAAAAGAUAAAUUUGCCGAGGCAAUGGAGUUGUUUAACAAGCUGUUGAGGGGGAAUGAGAUUGAGCCUGAUGAAAUUAUGUAUGGAACAAUGAUAAAUGGUCUUUGCAAAAUAGGAAAUACUAGCAUGGCCAUUGGGCUACUUAGGGCUAUGGAGAAAACAAAGAUUUUUAGGGCUAAUUUAGUAAUGUAUAGCAUCAUAAUCGAUAGUCUUUGCAAGGACAAAAUGGUAGAUGAUGCUUUGGUCCUUUUCUCCGAAAUGAUGGAGAAAGGCAUUUUGCCCAAUGUUACUACUCUUUCUGUCAGUCAUGUCGUUUUAAGUUAG